Gilbertella persicaria is the source of this 1533-nucleotide messenger RNA. RefSeq lists its product as uncharacterized. The coding region runs from base 1 to 1533 and encodes 510 amino acids. The transcript has 9 exons. Lineage: Eukaryota; Fungi; Mucoromycota; Mucoromycetes; Mucorales; Choanephoraceae. Gene Ontology annotation, cellular component: mitochondrion. Gene Ontology annotation, molecular function: catalytic activity; FAD binding. The record is from RefSeq and is a predicted model, not a curated record.
AUGCUUCAAAAAAGACUGUUUCAUGUAUCCAAAAAAUGGUAUAAGCAUUUGACGCCAUUUACUUGUAUCAAACACCCUGAAUUUAAGCGUAAUCCUGCUUUUUCAAAAAUUUCAAGUAAAGACGUUGAUUAUUUUAAAUCCAUUUUAAGCAGCAAUAACAUAAUUCAUGAUACAAAUCCUGAAAGCCUUGAUAUUGUAUCUUAUAAUACAGACUGGUUUAAUCUUUACAGAGGUGCUUCUUCACUAUGUUUAUUCCCAACAUCAACAGAACAAGUCAGUCAGAUUCUACGUUAUUGUAAUCAACACCAAUUGGCUGUUGUUCCUCAAGGAGGUAAUACGGGUGUCAGUGGUGGUGCAGUGCCUGUGUUUGAUGAAAUCAUUGUCAAUACAUCCAAAAUGAACCAAAUUCGACAUUUCGAUCCUGUGUCUGGUGCAGUGGUGGUAGAUGCAGGUGUUGUAUUGGAGAAUUUAGAUCAGUUUCUGGAGACAAAAGGAUACACGGUGCCCUUGGAUUUAGGCGCUAAGGGAUCAUGUCAGUUGGGAGGUAAUGUGAGCACCAAUGCUGGUGGAUUAAGGUUGAUGCGGUUUGGUAAUUUGCACGGUAAUGUGCUUGGUCUUGAAGUUGUGUUACCGGACGGUACCAUUCUGGAAAAACUGUCCAUGUUACGUAAAGACAAUACAGGAUAUGAUCUGAAGCAAUUGUUUAUUGGUGCAGAAGGUACAUUAGGUUUAGUCACAGGCGUAUCUUUAUUGAUUCCCCGACGCCCAAAGGCUGUGAAUCUUGCUUUAGUAGGUGUGGAUUCAUUUGAAGCAAUCCAAAAAGCUUAUGUCAUGGCCAAAGAAGAUUUAUCUGAAAUCCUUUCAGCUUUUGAAUUCUGGGAUCAUGAUUCAGUAGGUGUGGUCAAGCAAGAAAUGAUGCAGGAUACAAAUUACCCUAUUGAAGGAAAAUAUCCAUUUUAUGCACUAUUGGAAACUCAGGGAAGUAAACAAGAUCAUGAUCAAGAGAAACUAGAUGGAUAUAUUCAACGUUUAAUGGAAGAAGGCAUUGCUCAUGAUGGUGUGAUGGCUCAAGAUGCUAAGCAAAUUCAAGCUCUUUGGUCUUGGAGAGAAAAGAUUCCCGAGUCUAUCAAUAAGGCAGGUACAGCCAUGACUUAUGAUGUGUCAAUGGAAGUCCCUUUACUUUACAAGAUGGUGGAAGAUGCCAAAACAUAUUUUGGUAGUAAAGGAGAGUUGGGUCCAGACAAAGUGUAUUCGAAUCUAUUGGGAUUUGGACAUGUUGGUGAUGGCAAUCUGCAUAUCAUGGCCAACUUAAACAGGUUUGAUCAAGGUGCACAAGAAGCAAUGGAUAAAUUUGUGUUUAAUUGGGCGAUGAAGCAUCAUGGAUCCAUCACAGCUGAACAUGGUGUUGGUGUAGCCAAAGUAAACUAUAUGGCUCAAGCCAAAUCACCUGUUCAGUUGCACUUGAUGCGUAUGAUUAAAAAAGUCAUGGAUCCCAAUGGCAUCAUGAAUCCGUAUAAAGUAGUGCCUGAAUAA